Dicrocoelium dendriticum is the source of this 900-nucleotide messenger RNA. The record is from the annotation of a GenBank genome assembly. NCBI's taxonomy places the organism in Eukaryota, Metazoa, Platyhelminthes, Trematoda, Plagiorchiida, Dicrocoeliidae.
CAAUUUAACUGAUUGCAUCAAAUUCAAGAGUUUUAUUUACAGACUCGGGUUUGAUAUACUGUAGAGUUCCGGAAUAUCAAGUCUAGUGACCUGUGUAUUGCCACAUGAGCCCCACAGGGUGUUUUAAAAAUUUUAUUUGCCCUACAGACUGAUACUGUUCUCUAUUUUUCAUUCUGUUUAUAAGCGUUUCUGUUUCAGCCAGGAUGAGCUCACAGUCCGAAGAGGAACCGGAUGGCCUGCCAUUCGACAUUGAUGAGGUUAUGAAAGCCAAACGUGACAACCCAGGUAUGUUUGUCAGCGCGUGGCAGGAGGAUGAAAAUGAUUUGGAGACGUGGAGCAAGGCCCAACUAAAGGCCGAUCCUAUCAAGCGGUUCAUUGUGGCUGCUGAGAAUGGAACUUUGGAAACGGUUAGCGAAAUAAUCACGCGGGCACUAAAACCGAUACCAAAUGCUCCACACCCAACCUUGAUGGAACUGUUGGCCGCAAAGGACAAAGACGGCUACACAGCUUUACACCGAGCGGCUUACGGAGGACACGUUCAUGUGGUAGAGCACUUACUCAAAUUGGGUGGUGAUGUCAACAGUCGAACAGAAGACGGCUGGACUCCACUACACAGUGCCGCAUUUUGGAACCAAGUAGCGUGUGUACAGCUACUCCUCUGGGCUGGCGCCGAUUUAAACGCAAGAUGCAGAUUGUACAUCCGAUUCGGUGGAUAGAGCGUGCGACGAGCAAGUGGAAUGAUGAAUUGGAGACGACCUAAAAUAGUUCCAGAGUUGAGCACUAUAUGGGGCCGUGUACCGUCUGUCGGUAAAUAUACAAAUUUAUUUAUUUAUGUACGGCCCAAAUCCAAACCACAGCGGUUUGUGCUGCUUGACUGACACUACAGUCAGACGUCUCAAA